Molecule: messenger RNA, 8764 nt
Organism: Thalassophryne amazonica
Lineage: Eukaryota; Metazoa; Chordata; Actinopteri; Batrachoidiformes; Batrachoididae
Gene: tcf20
Product: transcription factor 20
Biological process (GO): regulation of transcription by RNA polymerase II
Cellular component (GO): nucleus
Source: RefSeq, a predicted model, not a curated record
UAUAUAUAUAUAUAUAUAUAUAAAAGAAAGCGGUAUUUAAAAGGGAAUGACCAAGAAGAACACCUCAAAAACUGUUGCGUUCUGCAUGAAAGGGGCGAGGAGAAUAUCAAUGGAGUAUUCGCUUCUUGGAAUAUUUAGUGAAGGUCUAUAUCUUGACCUUGUUAUUCCUGUUACUCAAGUUUUCAUCUCACAAAGUGUGAGGCAGACCCCUGCAAACUUGCACGUGGACAAACUGAAGGAUUGCAGUGAUGGAAUGCAGUCUCUGCAGCUUUGACUUCUUUUCUUUUUUCCUCCCUUUUGCACAAGAUGUGAUUUAAUUCCCACAGCUCUGUUUGCUUGAGCUAUUGAAUACAGGUAAAGACAUCUAAGGUUGGAUAUUUCAUAUAUUGGUGUGAUGGUUAUCGACAACUUUUUUUUUUUUUAUAAACCCAGUGCCAAACGUCUUCAACAUCAUUGGGAUGAAUGUACACUUUUAAUAUCGUAUGCUUUUCCUCAGUAGAAACGUGCCACUUUUUUUUUUUUUUUCCUUGGCUGGAAAGAUUCAGUAUAAACGGACUUUUUUCUCCCCUCCUUUCUCUUUCUCUCCCUUUUUGUGUAAACGGAAUCUACAAGACAUUGGACUACGGCAGUACAAUUUUUACCAUUUUUUCAUAUAUUGAUGAUAUCAACUGAUCUACGAACUUUCUGUUACAAAAGAAUGAAUAUGCUGGCUGGGUUUUUUUUUUUUUUAUGGUUACUGCUAUAAGCCUGCCCAUUUCUGAUCAUAAUCAUUCCUUGAUAUAGACACUUACAGACAUUUCCAGUUUGAAUCCUAACUUAGGUUGGGGGGUGGGAAGGGGACAAAAAUGCAGAAUUUUUCUCACAGUCCAGCUCCCACUUCGCUGCCCCCUGGAUUCAGUGGAAGGGGUGUUGCGGGCCCUCCUUAUCCUCCUCAGCCAGCAGAUCUCCAGAUCUCUCCAAGGAUGAUAGAUGAUUAUACAGGGUUGCAACCUCAGAGCCUGCACAGAGGCCAUCACCACCCCAGUCAGGCCAGUCACAUGCUUGCUUACGGUUCUCGAAGCAGAGGCACUGUAGAGCCACAACCAUCACAGGGUAGCCUUCACAGUGGCAACAGUAACAACCCUUACAGGAAGGAUGCCAUGGAUUAUUACCUUGCAAUGACUGGCAAGGACAGACACAGAAGAGGGAGUGUGGCUUAUGGGGCAAGUUUUGGGUACCAUAUUGAUGGACACAUACCUCACCAGUACAGACAUGCUGGAUCAGGUUCUGCAUCAUCAUCUGGCCUGAUGUCGCCAUAUUCAGUCGACUAUGGCUCUAGUGCUGGUUCAAGUGGGAGUGCUGGAACGUUCUCACCUUCUCAUCAGUACAAUAUAAGUCAGAACUCUGCAAUGCAGUCACUGUCAGGAUCUCCGAUGCAGCACCGCCAACAUGGACAAACUUUCCAAUCUGUCCACCAUGGACAGCCGCAUAGGAGUUAUCCACAUUCUGGGCACAUAAUGACUCCACAGUAUCCACACUACUCUCCACAGGGGGCAGCAUCUGCAGGGUCGACAGGGAUGUACAGCCCUCCUCCACAGAGAUAUCUUGAUGGGACUGGUAGUGCUGGAUUUGAUUCCAAAGUCAACAGUUCUCCCAGUGUCAACUCUAAUUCAAACUCUGCCACUUCAGUUGCUGCUAACAGCGUGGGGCCAAUAGAGAAUGUACAGCAGAGUUACAGUGCUUCAAAUUAUCCUGGCUAUUCCCCACAGACACAUUCACUUCACAAGCAAGCUACACUACAGCACCGGAAUUCACAGCACAAUUUAGGAGUAGGUUAUGACAACUCUCUCAAGAUGCAGCACCAGGGCUCUUCUCCAAUCUCUGUAUAUGCUAAACAUCAAGCCUCCAAUUCCACUGUAACUCAAGCAGCCUCUCAAGAAAUACCCAAAUCUCCCCUGCAUCCCAAUUCUCAACAAACCCAAAUUAAUCAAAACUUUAGUCCUAUAUCAAACCCCUCACCAGCUGCAUCUGCAGUUCAAUCCCCCAGCUGUAGCUCCUCUCCUUCUCCUUUGAUGGGUGUCUCAGAGUCACACGGAAACACUUCAAGUCAAGUUCCUGCUCAGUCAAACCCCCGUAGCAGUCAUAGAUUACUGCAGACAAUGUCUCAAUUAAGUCCCACUCCCAACUCAAAUAGCAGCAUUAGUAGUUGUGGUAGCAGUGGCAGUCAUAAACCUCAAAACCUGAGCACAAUUGGAGGGUCAACAAGCCACAACAAAAUGGGUAUAGGAUCAAAAGAGGAAAGUGCAUCUGCUUUUUCAUGUACUCCACUUGAAAAAAUGCAGGAUACCUGCUUGAAUAGUCUCAAUGCCUUGACAUCACAAGUAGCCAAUUUACCAAACACAGUUCAGCAUAUGUUACUUACUGACACAGUGCUUUCACAGAAAAAGGGAAAAGACGGUGGCCCGACGCAUCAGGCAACACACACCAUACCCCCGUCACAACCAAGGAGUCGAAAUGCCAGCGCAGCCUCGAGCACCAGCACAGUUAAAGAAGGAACGGGAGUGGGGAUUGGUGAUUGCGGCAGUUUAGAAAGUGGUGCUGAUGAAGACGCCUCAUUGAUAUCAGCAGGAAGCACUACAAAAUCAAAAGUGGAGCGAGAUGAACCAUUCACUGGGCGAGAACAUGAAAGAGUGAGACAGAUUAGUGGUGCAAGCAGUGGAUCUGAACCAGCUACCUAUCGCCCCCCUCCUCAGAAUCAGACCCAACAACAGACUGGACAGGCGUUGAAUGUUAAAACAAUCACAUCUAAUUCAACAAUGAAACCAUGUUCUGAAACAAAAGCAAGUGAAGCUCACAUUUCUUCAUCACCAUCUCCAUCCUUUGGAUAUCAUUCAUCAAAGACGGGUGCAAAUUCACAGUCGGCACCUCCAGUUUCCUCAUCGCCCUUGUCACUCAUCUCCACUAAUCCUCAUCAGCCUAACUGUCUCUCAGAGCCUUGCUCAACAUAUAGUGAACAUGGAUGUAGCUUAAAGAAGAUGGAAAUAAAAAAUGAAGUCAUUAAAAAUGAAGGUGAUGCUAUGGUUGAAAUAACAGAGAAAAGCAGUAGCCAAGUGCAACAAGAUGUAAAUGCACAAGAUAGUCAAGAUAAAGAAAACAGAUUGCACAUUGUGUCCAGACUACACAGUAAUAGGAGGGAAGAAAAACAUACAUCUGAGGAGCAGCAAAGUGCCAGUAGUGUUGGUGUGAUUGUUUCAACUCGGUCUGAGGGAAGCCAUAGUGAGAAAAGCAAGCACUCCCAUGACAAUUGUAUAGAACAGAAAGUGUCACACGCUUACUUCAGAGAAUCAAACAGUCAUAAUGGGGAUGAAGGUGUCGAUCUGAGUCUAUAUUCCUCUCAUCACAAAUCGCAUUUUGGAAGGCCUCAAACUCCUCAAACUGGACCACACAAAUAUAGCUACCCAGAAGCAGCAUAUGGUUCAGAUUUGUCAAUGAAGAACAGAGCUGGUGCAGUGAAUGUGAUGGAUUUAAAUUCCAGAUUCCUAGGGUACCAGUCACAGAUUAGUUAUGGCCCUGUGCAUUCUAAAGAUCUGAGUUCUGUUGUUGAGGCUUUAGGGAAGAGAAGACAAGCAGCAGCGGCAAAAGGUUCUGAGGAUACUCCUCAAAUGCAGGUUCCCAGCCUUCUGCAAGAGGUUCUUCAAGGCUACAUAGAUAGACGUUAUGGCCGACCGGAACAAGCAUUUCCUCCCCUUCUCCAACCUCAGCAACAGUUUCAAACCAAGCAUGGGUAUGGCAUGGCUGAAAGUGUGAGAAUGCAAACUGGAGUAACUGAGGCAUCUGGUCAUUCUACUCAACAAGUAAGUUCUGGAAAACGGCUACACCUAAAACAAAGGCAUGGAAGUGGACCAGAUUUUGCAAUAGAUCCUCACUCCCCUGUGAUGUCUGAGGUGACCAGUUUGAAGAUAUUACCAAAAACUGAAAAAACGGAAGUAUGUGUAUCCCAGAGUCAUUUACCACAAUCUACGGAGUCUCAACAGCCUCCACCAAAACAUAUAAACUUGGCUGAUUAUUCUCUGCCGCAGAGAAAAGCAUUGUCUAAUGUGUCCACACCAUCCUCUGCCGUGCAAGAGCUUCUUCUACAAGAGCCAGAGCCACUAACCAGUACCACUGGUCAAGCUGAGUCUCAAAAAUCAUCAGCAGCCAUAUUAGUCCCAUCAUCAGAGCGGCGCUCUGUCAUCUGCGACCUGUCCCCCAACCAGCAGAGCACAACAGACAGGGAAAGUGACAGAGAAAAGGAGAAAAGCCAGAGUGGAGCGUCUGUGAUUCAACAUCCAUUUUCCUCUCCGGCAGCAGCCAGUGAUCUGAGUAAAAAGGAUAGUGGAGAGAAACAAGUGGUGAAAAUUGAAACUACAUCAAAAGAAGCUGGCUCUGAUGCUGAUCAUCGUGGCAACUUGUUAGCUAAUGAGACUCACGUGGACUAUCUUUCCAAAUCUCUUCAUUCAUCUCUUAUGAAUCCUGACCCAUACAGGCGUAGUAAUGUUGACACUACACCAUUGCCACCUCAUCAUGUGAGCAUCAGUUCUCUGUCUUCGCCAUCGAGGCAUCAGAGUUAUCUUCAUGGCAUUGAUUUAUCAACUGCCAGUACCAGCAAUUUUCCUGGAUAUCGAUAUGGCGAUGCAAGAGAAGGUAAUAUAAUGCCACGCAACAGCCCCCUUUUCUCCUCCCACCAUCUCUACCACAAUUUAUCUCCCCAGAGCCAAUCCACAAAUAAGCUUCAAAUGUAUUCUCACUCCCGUGGUCCUCAUCAUCAUCCCCAAGACAUCAAUGACUGGGUAAAAGCAAUGAACAGGCCAUCUAAGGAAAUGUUGACUAUGCAAUCUGGUUCAUCUCUAGGAAGAAUUAAGUUUAGCCAAACAGAGCAGAGACAGAGGAUAACAUCCCAAAGUGACAUGACUAAUGACCAGCAUGCAACCAAAACCCCACUUCACCAUCAAGGUGCUUACUAUGAUUUGAAAAUGUGGGAGUCGACACAUCCUGUAAGAGAGGGAGAGGCUUACUUCCGAGCACAACCCCCUCCUACGCCUCCUCGUCCUGCUGCUGGGGUUUCACAUGGUCCAGUUCCUCCACAGAUUAUUCAAGGCCCAAAUGCUGUUGAAGCUGAUGUCACCAGAGGACCCGUAGAGGAAACUAAACAUCUUUGUCCACCUCUUCCAUCCAGCUCCACUAAGCCUCCUGCUGACAUAAACUCUGUGCAGCCACCGGUACAGCGUCAAAUUAAAACUGGGUCUGUAGGAGAUACAAAUCCGCUAAUAUUGCGAAGGAGAGUCCGUUCUUUUAUCUCUCCUAUCCCUGCAAAAAGGCAGCUCCAAGAUGGUUCUCAGAGAGUUUCCACAAAUUCGCAUCACUCUCCUGGAGCUCAGUCUGAGUCCAGCCAUCACAAUGAGGAUGACUCAUCCAGUUCAGAUGUCCCUUGUCCCAAGCUGUCUUCUCCUGUUCCUGGAGAGAAUAUAUAUUCACAAUCUCUUUCACCAUCAAAUAGCAACACAAAGGUUUUGCCUUCCAGGAAAGGACGGGGCUUGAAACUGGAAGCAAUAGUGCAGAAAAUCACACCAAACAUUAAAAAGUCAGCAAACCGUGCUGAUGAUGAUGAUGUUCAUUUCACAGGCUUUUCUCAGUCUGAAAUACCACAUUUUAAUGAUUCACAGGACCAAGAGUUGGCUCAUUUUCCUAGAGUAUCAGGUGGGGAUGAUGGUUACAUGGAAGAAAAUGAAUCAUUAAAUGAUAUGAUUCCCUUCAGAGGCCUUGACGAGACUGGGCCUUUACCUCCAUCUGUCUAUCCAUGCGAUUCUCAUCAGACAUCCCAAGUCCUCAAACAACAAGACUUUGACUUUGGAUUGGGGGCUGCUGUGGCAUCAGCAUCUGGUGACAAGGAGGACUUUGCUUUGCUAGGGCCUUUACCCCCUCCUCCACCUCUUCCUCGCCCGGUUCAGGGUUCUCCACCUCCAUCUUCAUCUGUCCUAUCUGACAUUCAACAUUCUACCAACACUUAUCAGCAGCUCGAAACAAGAAGAGGAGAGCAGUCAGCUGCUAACCUCCUCCGACAGAAACUUCAAGAAUCUGCCAUGAGUUUUGAUGAUUAUCCUGGCAGUGAGUACUAUGGAACCACCCCACCCCACCAUAGCCAAGGGCAAGGACACAUGCUGAGCAGACAUCAGAUGGCCUCUGGUAGGUGCAGUCUGUCACCACAAGAUUCCAAGCCACCAGAGACUGUUGUGCCCAAAGGCUAUUUUCCCUCUGGAAAGAAAAAAGGGAGGCCUGUUGGGAGUGUCAAUAAACAAAAACGGGCUCAGAACCAAGCCCAAACACAAAUGCCAGUCAUUUCUCAAGCUCCUUUUCAGAAUACAGCUGUGAGUCCUCCUCCAGUCCAGAGUGCUCCACCUACAACUGUUGUCACAAACUCUCAGUCAGAUCAAACGCCAGUCAGCACAUCAUCCUCUGUGACACCUCCUCUGCCAGAGACAAAAAGCAUUACCACCUUGCCCCCACCUGUUUUAAUCCAGGUCGUGAAAGUGGAUAUUGAAAGUGAAGACACACAGCCAGAGACUGAGGUCAAGCCUGUGCGAAGGAGGCGCAGAGGUGUAAAAAAUGAAGAAGGGUCAUUAGAAGUGAGAGGAGGACAGAGAAGGAGGAGGAGAGGUCCUACAGUGGCGAUACCACCCAUUGCUAAAGAUGACCAUGACACACCUUUAGGGGUAGGAGGGAGUCAGAGCACAAGUAGAAGUAUUUCAGAUCCAAACAGAAAGGGCCCCUUUGUUCCACACAUACACGUGGAGAAAAAAAUACCAGAGAUUGGGGCAGUGUGCACCAUAGUAAAUGCUGAGGAGGACAAGAUGAAAGGAGAGCGUAGUGUAGUUGGAGGUAAAACAGGUGGGAGUGGGAUUGAUUCUCUCUUGACCUCAGCUCUUUCCUUUCAGUUAUCUAGGAGAGACAGAGAAUCAGACAAAAGGGAGUCAGAAGAAGUGGAAACUACUCUUCAGUCAGGAAAAGCACUUCCUUCAUCUGGCUAUGUUGUUUCAGGCCCUAUUAUUACAGAGACUAGUCAUUCUGGCCGUCUGCUUUGCUGCCUGUGUCAGAAAUGGGCAAAUUAUAAACACCUUGGAGAUCUCUAUGGGCCCUACUAUCCAGCUGAAUAUGCUGCCAAGCUCCCCAAGAACCAGCCCCAGGUCAGACAGUGUCAAGUUUCCACUGGCAGUCAUAAAACAGGACCAAACUCUGAUGUAAACCCAAGCGUUAAUCACAAAGACGUAAACACACAAGAUGUUCAGGUGACAGUGCCCUCAACUGAGAGUGACUGUGCCAUCAAUCUAGAUACAAACCCAGCAUCUCCUACUGGGACAGUUAGACAUGCUUCUCCAGAUGGCAGAGAAAAAAUACAUGGCAAGCUGAGCAACACCUCCUCUUGUGCCACCAGUAAAGAAACAUCUGUAACCUGGGAUAUGAAUGUAGACAUCAGACCUAUCCCUGAGUUGAAGAGAGAGCCAGAGGUUGAGGUUGACCAGCAACAGAAGCAAAAACAGCAGCAAACAGAUGAAGCUCAACAACGACCUCAACACAGAAAGCUGACCUCACAUCCACGCUUUAAAAGGAGGCACAAAUCUAGUGAGGAUUCCCCGAGAAUGGUACCAUCAAACAGUAAGGCCUCUCUGCCCUUCCAACCUCCACCACCAGCUUUGGAUUCCCUGGGGCCCUUAGCGCAACUUGCCCAGCUUCCUCAGAUGCCCAUGGACCCAGAGGAGCUGUGGGUGCAUGAAAGCUGCAUUGCAUGGACCAGUGGAGUGUACCUCGUCAAUGGGAGACUGUACGGCCUGCAGGAAGCACUAGAUGGUGCCAGAGAAACAUGCUGCUCAUAUUGUGAGAUGGUUGGCUCAACCCUGGGUUGCUACAGUAAAGGCUGUACACUUCGCUAUCACUACCUGUGUGCUGUUGAAGCUGAUUGCUCUCUGAAUGAAGAUAACUUCUCACUCCGGUGUCCAAAGCACAAGGUAAAGGAGAAUUUACCCAGAGCAGUCGCCCUGCCAAGCCGGCGUACCCGGAGCAGUCAGAGAGAGGCUGAGAGAAACUGUGAGGAAGAAGAGGCACAGCAUGCUGGGAGCUGUACGGUUGGACAACAAAGAACAGUUCAAUGAGAAGUGUGUAUGAUGCAGCCUCACACGUGACAGGACUGGCCUUUUGUGACGAGGAACACCGAAAGGGAAUGUACAAUUUCUCAACAUAACUCUGCUCUCAUUUACACAUUAAGACAAUGGAGAAAACAAGGUUUUUUCUGAGAAUUAUUGCUUUUUCUUAAAGAUUUGAACAUGGAACAAAUAGCAAAAGAAGCUACAAGAAAAUACUUAAAAACUAUGAUGGUCGAAGUGGAAUAAGAUGAAACAUCAGGAUCGACUGCAGAGGUUUUCUGUAAAGAACAAAACAAACUUCCUCUCUAGGUGUACUGACUUUCCCCACAACACCCUCAAAGUGCUCAACUCUUAUCAUCAGUUUGAUCAGUUACUCAUGUUUUUGUUUGCUUUGUUUUUUGUUUUUGUUUUUUUGUUUUUUGGGUGGGGGGGGGGGGGGGGGUCUUUUGAUUGUUGUGAAGAACCAUAUCGGGAGCAACUUGGGAGAGAAUUUAUGGUCCUCUCAGAUGUAGUAUUUUAGCUUAUGGUCACAGUUAUUGUAGUCUUUUAUUAUUAUUUUGUAUCUUCAUCAGUAUUUACUCAUGCAACAUGGAAUAGAUGUAUUUCACUUU